Mya arenaria is the source of this 7275-nucleotide messenger RNA. RefSeq lists its product as uncharacterized. Gene Ontology annotation, biological process: glycine biosynthetic process; L-threonine catabolic process. Gene Ontology annotation, cellular component: cytosol. The record is from RefSeq and is a predicted model, not a curated record. Gene Ontology annotation, molecular function: L-allo-threonine aldolase activity. The transcript has 10 exons. The coding region runs from base 56 to 1207 and encodes 383 amino acids. NCBI's taxonomy places the organism in Eukaryota, Metazoa, Mollusca, Bivalvia, Myida, Myidae.
CCCCCAGUCCAAACUGCAAUGUGUGCCGCUAGAACCCCCAGUCCAAACUGCAAGUAUGUCAUAUGCAAGCCCACUGCCUGUGCCCUCAAAUGAUGUUAUCAAUAAGCCACGAGUAGUUGACCUCAGAAGUGACACACUCACCCUCCCUUCGCCCGGUAUGAGGCGGGCCAUGGCCGAGGCCGAGGUGGGUGAUGAUGUGUACAGUGAGGACCCAACCGUCAUUGAGUUACAGCGACGGUGUGCGGAGUUGUUCGGCAUGGAAGCCGCAUUGUUAGUUCCAACAGGAACCAUGGGAAAUCUCAUCUCCAUUCUAGUCCACUGUCGGGAGCGGGGACAGGAGGCUGUAGUCGGAGACCAAUCACAUAUUCUCCUUAAUGAGCAAGCAGGGAUAGCUCAGUUUGCAGGGGUGUGUCCACGCACCAUUAAAAACCUACCUGAUGGGACAUUUGACGUAGAUGAGCUGCGCCGAUAUUUGCGACCAACCAAUGAUGUCCACCAGCCCUGGACCAAGCUCAUAUGCCUGGAAAACUCGCACAACUUUUGUGGUGGAAAGGCACUUCCCAUGUCCUUCAUAAAAAAAGUAUAUGAGGUUGCCCAGGAAAACAACAUCAAGGUUCAUACUGAUGGGGCUCGAAUCCUCAACUCCGCUGUUGCCCUCGGGGUCCCAGUCUCUGAAAUCUUGAAGUACUCAGACAGCGUCAACAUGUGCUUUUCUAAGGGCUUGGCUGCACCUGUUGGCUCCAUCAUAGCAGGCACACAGGACUUUAUAAAGAUGGCUGUGAGGAUGCGUAAGGGUCUGGGUGGAGGUUUGAGGCAGUCUGGGAUAUUUGCAGCUGCAGCCCUGUACUCCCUGGAGCACGUGCUUCCUCGACUGUACAAGGACAACCAGUGGGCCGCACAAAUAGCUGAAGCUGUGUCUGACGUCUGUGAGGGUGUGGCCCGCAUACCGAAGGAUGGGAUGGACACGAACAUGGUCAUGUUUGAGAUGGUGAAACCCGGGCUCACCGCCAGGGACUUCUCUAACAGGCUCAUUGAGGUUACAGAUGAGGAGCGCUCAGCACUGGGGGAGGUCGCAGUGAGGAUACGCUCUGUCGCCAUAUAUCCCAUGGUGACCCGCCUCGUAACCCAUAAUGACCUAGAUGACGAAAUGGUUGCCAUGGCAAUUAAGAAAAUCAGAUACGUUCUUGGGGAGCUUGCUAAGUCUUAAAAGAAUAUAUUUUAAUAAAACUUCUGUUUUUACCAUGAUAGCAUUACCUAUGUUUGUGUGAUACUAUUUACUGAACAGUAUUAUGAAUUUUACAAGGUUGUGAAAUAGGUUUUGGAGCAUUUGUUGGUUGGUCACACAGUGUUUUCUUGUUUCUUAGACGGAUUGUUUUUGUUAUUACAUUCUAAUUAUUGCGUGAAAGCACUCGAACUUUGUUUAUCAGUAUGGAAAUACGGGGCACACAAAACAAUAUUCAGGUUUGAACUUCCCCAUAUCCUGUCACCUACUAAACCUGUAUUAUUUUCAUUGGUCCCUAUAUCUUUCUAUAUUAAGUAUUGCUCCUCAGCAAAAAUAAAUUGUUAUUCCAUGAUUUUUACCGGUAUAUGGGAUUUAGGCAGGAAAUUAAGAAACAUUUAUAGAGAGAGCUAUUUUCAAGCAAGCUUGAUAGUUAUGUCUCCCCCUCUCUGGGGGAGACAUAUUGUUUUUGCCCUGUCCGGUAGUCCGUCAGUCCGUCCGUACGUCACACUUCGUUUCCGAUCGAUAACUGGAAAACCGCAUGACCUAGGAUCACCAAACUUGGUCGUGAGGUGUAGAGGAUCCCUAUUGUUUUUGGGGUCACUAGGUCAAAGGUCAAGGUCGCGGCGACCCCCAAUAUAAAAAACAUUUCUGCUCAAAAUCUUGAGAACGGUUUGACCUAGGUUCACCAAACUUGGUAGGGAGGUUGUUCAUGAGGUGUAGAAGAUCCCUAUAGUUUUUGGGGUCACUAGGUCAAAGGUCAAGGUCGCGGCGACCCCCAAUGUAAAAAACAUUUCCGCUCAAUAUCUUGAGAAUGGUUUGACCUAGGUUCACCAAACUUGGUAGGGAGGUUGGUCAUGAGGUGUAGAGGAUCCCUAUUGUUUUUGGGGUCACUAGGUCAAAGGUCAAGGUCGCGGCGACCCCCAAUAUAAAAAACAUUUCUGCUCAAAAUCUUGAGAACGGUUUGACCUAGGUUCACCAAACUUGGUAGGGAGGUUGGUCAUGAGGUGUAGAAGAUCCCUAUUGUUUUUGGGGUCACUAGGUCAAAGGUCAAGGUCGCGGCGACCCCCAAUGUAAAAAACAUUUCCGCUCAAUAUCUUGAGAAUGGUUUGACCUAGGUUCACCAAACUUGGUAGGGAGGUUGAUCAUGAGGUUUAGAAAACUCCUAUAUUUUGGGGGGUCACAAGGUCAAAGGUCAACGUCGCUGUGACCUCUAAUGUAAAAAAAUAUUUCCGUGCAAUAUCAGGAGAAUGCUUUGAUCUAGUUACAUUUUAUACCAGUUUGAUUGAUUGGAAGAACUGAUAAGAUGUCAUAGUAUAGCCAUGGACAGGAUUCUGUGUUUAUAAAAAAAAGUCUCCUUAAAGCUUCAACUGAAUUUAAUAUGUCUCCCCAAUUAAUGGGGAGACAUAUUGUUUUUGCCCUGUCCGUCAGUACAUCCGUCACACUUCGUUUCUGCUCAAUAACUAAAGAACGCUUGCACUCAGGAACUUUAUACUUGGUAUGCUAGUUGGUCAUGACUAGUAGAUGACCCCUACUGAUUUUGAGAUCAAUAGGUCAAAGGUCAAGGUCGCAGUAGAUAUUCACUAUUUAAUACAGGUGAAUAAACCAAACUUCACUGUUGGUUUGUCUCCUGUCCAUAAUUACAAAUUUCAUGUCCAUCUUUUUUUUUCUCAGAUACGACCACACAAUAGGGGAGACAAGCGCUUUUUCAAAAAAGUAAUCUCUAGUUGUUUUUUGGACUCAUUAGAUUAUGUCAGGAUUAAAUAAGUGUACGUUAAAAGUGUUUUAUUACUUCUAUGGUGGAUAAGAUAUUAGACAUGUGUUAUUGGUUGUUUUGAUUAUUUCUUAGAGACAAAUUAAUGAUAUGACAGUUCAAUGAGGCAUAUAAUAAAAUAGAUUUCAGUCUAGUUAAUUCAAGGUACAAUUAAUGGUCAAAUGGUUAAAAUAAGAACUGUGAUGAAACAUCACUACAAUUCUCCUUAUUUUUCCUCAAAUUUAUUCUCAUGCAAUUAUUAUUUUGCUUGCCAUUUUAGUUUCCUUUAAAUUCAACUUAGAAAAAGUGCAUUUUUUCACUAAGACAAAAUCUUUCUCUUAAGAUGCUUUAUGAAUAUGGUCCCAGGAAAUUUUAACAUAAACAAAUACAACAAAAUGUGUUGAAAAUGUAGAUUUAAACAAAUGAAGUACAAUGCAAUCCACAUUGUUGGUAGAAAAAUGUAGCAUUACAUUAAACCUACGUCUAGAUUUUGUUAUCAAUGACAAUACACAUAUGCAAACUUGACUCAGAUUACCUCAAACUAAAAACAAUGUUUCAGGUCAAUUAUGACAAUAUUACCUCAGACUUGACUCAGAUCAAUUAUGACAAUAUUACCUCAUGCUUGAAACGAUCAAUUAUGACAAUAAUACCUCAGACUUGACUCAGAUCAAUUAUGACAAUAUUACCUCAUGCUUGACUCGAUCAAUUAUGACAAUAUUACCUCAUUCUUGACUCGAUCAAUUAUGACAAUAUUACCUCAUGCUUGACUCGAUCAAUUAUGACAAUAUAUAGAGAAUAUUUACUUUUGGUGUUCACCAGGUAUUAUAUAUUACAAUCUUUCACUGAAACAAACCCUUUUUAUUUUUAUUUCAUGCUUAUAAUUUAACCAAAAACAAAAUUUGAUUAAUAUUAAAUAGGAACAAAAAUAAAAUUAAAUGACGUCAUUGCAUUUAUUUCCCAGCAUUGUAUGCAUUUAUAUUUUUUUUGUGUUUUUUUUACAAUAAACAGGGUAAAACCUAAGAAACAGUGAAAUUGUAUUUAGAUAAACUCACUGUUUCAACAGGUGAGUUAAUUGAGAUAUAAUCCACUAUUAUAUUAAAAAAAAUACCACCGAAAAACAUAAAAUAAUUCCUCAUACUUGACUAAGGUCAAUUAUGGUUAAUUGUGACAAUAAAACCUCGUACUUGACUAAGGUCAAUUAUGGUUAAUUGUGACAAUAAAACCUCGUACUUGACUAAGGUCAAUUAUGGUUAAUUGUGACAAUAAAACCUCGUACUUGACUAAGGUCAAUUAUGGUUAAUUGUGACAAUAAAACCUCGUACUUGACUAAGGUCAAUUAUGGUUAAUUGUGACAAUAAAACCUCGUACUUGACUAAGGUCAAUUAUGGUUAAUUGUGACAAUAAAACCUCGUACUUGACUAAGGUCAAUUAUGGUUAAUUGUGACAAUAAAACCUCAUACUUGAUUAAGGUCAAAACUACCUCAACAUUUUCGAAAAAGAUAAAAACAAAAAGAUUGUACAAUUACACCAUAUUUUGACGGGAUAAUUAUGUCUCCCCCUCUCUGGGGGAAACAUAUUGUUUUUGCCCUGUCCGUCAGUCCGGUAGUCCGUCAGUCCGUCCGUACGUCACACUUCGUUUCCGAUCGAUAACUGGAAAACCGCAUGACCUAGGAUCACCAAACUUGGUAGGGAGGUUGGUCGUGAGGUGUAGAGGAUCCCUAUUGUUUUUGGGGUCACUAGGUCAAAGGUCAAGGUCGCGGCGACCCCCAAUAUAAAAAACAUUUCUGCUCAAAAUCUUGAGAACGGUUUGACCUAGGUUCACCAAACUUGGUAGGGAGGUUGGUCAUGAGGUGUAGAAGAUCCCUAUUGUUUUUGGGGUCACUAGGUCAAAGGUCAAGGUCGCGGCGACCGCCAAUGUAAAAAACAUUUCCGCUCAAUAUCUUGAGAAUGGUUUGACCUAGGUUCACCAAACUUGGUAGGGAGGUUGAUCAUGAGGUUUAGAAAACUCCUAUAUUUUGGGGGGUCACAAGGUCAAAGGUCAACGUCGCUGUGACCUCUAAUGUAAAAAAAUAUUUCCGUGCAAUAUCAGGAGAAUGCUUUGAUCUAGGUUCACCAAACUUUGAAGUGAGGUUGGUCAUGAUGUCUAGAUGAUCCCAAUUGUUUUGGGGGUAACAAGGUCAAUAGUCAAGGUCGUGGUGACCUUCCAUGUAAAAAUCAUUUGCGUGUAAUAUCUUUAUGUCUCCCCCAUUCAUGGGGAGACAUAUUGUUUUUGCCCUGUCCGUCAGUCAGUCCAUCAGUCUGUCAGUCAGUCAGUCAGUACGUCACACUUCGUUUCCGCCCAAUAACUAUAGAACUCUUAGACCCAGGAACUUCAUACUUGGUAUGCUAGUUGGUCAUGACUAGUAGAUGACCCCUAUUGAAUUUGGGGUCACUAGGUCAAAGAUCAGGGUCAACGUGACCUUGAGGUGAAGAAACGGUUUCCACUCAAUAACUAAAGAUCCUUUGGGUCCAGGAACUUCAUACUUGGUAUGCUAGUUGUUCAUGACUAUUAGAUGACUCCUAUUGAUUUUGAGAUCAAAAGGUCAAAGGUCAAGGUUACCUUCAGGUAAAAAAUGUUAUGUUGGCAGUGACCUUAAGCUUAAAAAUGGUUUCUGUUCAAUAACUAAAGAAAGCUUGUACCCAGGAACUUCAUAGUUGUUCAUGACUAGUAGAUGACUCCUAUUGAUUUUGAGAUCAGUAGGUCAAUGGUCAAGGUCACCGUGACCUUGAGGUGAAGAAACUGUUUCCGCUCAAUAACUAGAGAACGCUUGCAACCAGGAAUUUCAUACUUGGUAUGCUAGUUGGUCAUGACUAGAAGAUGACCCAUAUUGAUUUUGAGAUCACUAGGUCAAAGGUCAAGGUUGCCAUGACCUUGAAGUGAAGAAAAAGUUUCCGCUCAAUAACUAAAGAUCCUUUGGUUUCAGGAACUUCAUACUUGGUAAGCUAGUUGUUCAUGACUAGAAGAUGACCCCUAUUGAUUUUCAGAUCAAAAGGUCAAAGGUCAAGGUUACCUUCAGGUAAAAAAUGAUACGUUGGCGGUGACCUUAAGCUUAAAAAUGGUUUCUGCUCAAUAACUUAAGAACGCUUGUACCCAGGAACUUCAUUCUUGGUACGCUAGUCGGUCAUGACUAGUAGAUGACCCCUAUUGAUUUUGAGAUCAGUAGGUCAAAGGUCAAGGUUGCCAUGACCUUGAGUUGAAGAAAUGGUUACCGCUCAGUAACUAAAGAACACUUGCACCCAAGAACUUAAUACUUGGUAUGCAAGUUGGUUAUGUAGAUGAUCCCUAUUGAUGUUGUGAUCAGUAGGUAAAAGGUCAUGGUCACGAUGACUGUGAGCUGAAAAAUGGUUUCCGAUCAAUAAUUGAAUAACGCUUGCGCCCAGGAACUUCAUACAAUGCAAACUUCGUUUACAUUUUCCAUGAUUAAUCAACAACACUUUCUUCUCUUCACUAUUUAAUAUAAUCGAAUAAACCAAACUUCACUGUUGGUUUGUCUCCAGUCCAAAGUUACAAAUUUCAUGUCCAUCAUUUAUUUUUUCUCAGCUACAACCACACAAUAGGGGAGACAAGCGCUUUUUCAAAAAAGCAAUCUCUAGUUUUGGGUUAAAGUUGUGAUGCGACACAUUAUAACAUUUUAAAACGUUAGUGAAUGUAACUGUUUCAUGUCAACAUUGUAUUUAAGUUUUUCAUUAUUGACAAAUAAUUUGAAUUCUCGCUAUAAAGCCAUUAUGAAGUGUUUUGUAUUUUAAAUGUUAACUACUUGUAUUUUUAAUGGUACCCACUGUAUACAUAAUAUAACAUGUGUUUAUGUUUGAGGUAAUGCCAUGUGUUGAGGUAAGCAAUGUCAGCAUUUCUGUAUAAGGUAUAAUGUUCAGGGGCCAUCUCAAUAAAGAUCUUAGGCGAUCUUACUCAUUAAUUGAAAUUAUUUUUGUGUUAUAGUUUCUUCAUUUUACUACAUAUUUCAGUGAACUGAAAUUAAGCCAGUAUAAAAAGGACACAUUCAUGGGGAAAUAAUCAAAAACGAAUGUGUUGCAAUUUGUGACGUUUGUUUAGAUUGAAGAUUAUGGAAGUGGCCACUAUAAUCCUUUAUUGAAAUUGGCCUAUGCAUCCCUUCAAUCAUAUCAUAAUUGCAUAACUUGUGUUUGUUGUGGUAUUGCUGCUUUUUGUCGACAUUGUAUAUGUACAUGUUUUGCCAGAUGGGUCUAUAAACUUCUUGGAAAUAAAUGUUAUGGUUCUGUUCUAUUAUAGUAUUGGUUUGUAAGAUGA